GACUGCUCGACAGACCGGCUGAUCGGGUACGGACUGUAUCUACUAACAAAUGUUUUUGUAACUAAAAACCUGAAAAUACAACUUUUUACCAAUCAUCUUCUUCCAGUGACCUCUAACUAAAUAAAUACAUAAAUAACAACAAUAACUAAUCAAUAAAAGCCGUCGCAGGACGUAAAGUUAAUCGUAAUAAAGUUCACCGAGUAAAUGCCGGAGCAUUGAGAGGACACCAUCAUUGAUCAGCCGAGGGUGGUUUUUGGUUCGGUAUUAAUAUCCGAAAUCGUAUUACAUAUAUUGCUAAUUUUAAUUACUCUAUAAAGCACACAGCUAAUAGUAUCAUGUAGUUUAGAUAAAUAAUGGCGCCGAAUCUUUUUGGCAAUUCGGCGACCCUUUUUUUGGAGGCAUCACAAAAUGUUGCUCAGGAUAAAAAAAUAGAUGUAGAUAUUAAAAACAAUAAACCAGUUAAAGUAGCAACCAAACAACCAAAAGCAAGUGAUAAAAGUAGUAAUAGCGUUAAUAAAGAUUACAAAUGGAAAAUUGUAUGGAGAAACGUUAUCGCAUUCGUUUAUUUACACGUUGGAGCUCUGUAUGGCUUGUAUUAUUUAGUUACCAGUGCUAAGCUUGCAACAUUUGCCUGGAUGUUGGGGCUUGGAUUUUUCGCCGGAGUUGGAAUCACAGCAGGUGCUCACAGAUUAUGGGCACACAAAGCGUAUAAAGCUAAAUGGCCCAUGAGAGUUCUUCUCAUGAUUCUGCAAACUGUCGCCUUUCAAAAUCACAUCUAUGAAUGGGUAAGAGAUCACCGUGUGCAUCACAAAUUCACCGACACAGAUGCUGAUCCACACAACGCCAAGCGCGGAUUCUUCUUUUCACACAUGGGCUGGCUUUUGAUUCGUAAGCAUCCAGAUGUUAUUAACAAGGGAAAAACAGUUGAUAUGACAGAUCUGGAACAAGAUUUCGUUGUUGUUUGGCAAAGAAGACUCUACCUGAUUCUGAUGCCAAUCUUCUGUUUUUUGAUUCCGACUUGGAUUCCAAUUUACUGUUGGAACGAAGUACCCUUGUAUGCUUGGUACGCAACUAUAUUCAGGUACACAUUGUCACUUAAUCUCACAUGGUUGGUCAACUCCGCUGCUCACAUCUGGGGAAUGAAGCCUUAUGACAGCUCAAUUAGUCCUACGGACAAUUUCAAGAUUGCUCUUGGAACCUUCGGAGAAGCUUGGCAUAACUAUCACCACGUUUUCCCAUGGGAUUACAAAGCGGCUGAACUCGGAGAUUACAGCGGCAAUUUCACGACUGCAUUUAUAGACUUUUUUGCUUACAUCGGCCAGGCUUAUGACCUCAAAACCGUCCCGAAAGAAAUGAUUGAAAAGCGUGCUGCUCGUACUGGCGAUGGUUCAAGGGUCGCUCAAAAUCACAGUGAACAUUCCCACGAAGGAGCCAUUUGGGGAUGGGGUGACGCCGAUAUGUCGGCUGAAGACAUGAAUCUAGCUCAGAUUAUUAAAAAGAGUGAUUAAUUGACUUAAGAUAAUUAUCACUUUUAUACUAAUAAGUAAUAAGUAAUAAGUAAUAAGUAAAUAAAUUAUUCAUUAGAAAUUUUUAUCAAAACUACUUUUCGGCACAAAGUAGAAAAUUUUAUUCAGGUAAAUAUUUUUAAGCUGUGAAGAAAUAAUUAUUAUUACUACUAUAGUAACACCAAGUACUUAAAGUCUGCGAUAUAUAUAUCGCGUGCCUAAUGCCGAAAGGGCGUAUUACAGCAGUUAGAUAGGGUUUUAUGCCAAAAGGGCGUAUAAAAAAAUUUUUUUUUGCCAUUCUUUCUAGAAUCGCUCGAAAUGUAAAGAUCUGCAGAAAAAAAAUUUUUGACGUACUAACGCCAAAAGGGCGUAU
Molecule: messenger RNA, 1878 nt
Organism: Cotesia glomerata
Lineage: Eukaryota; Metazoa; Arthropoda; Insecta; Hymenoptera; Braconidae
Product: acyl-CoA Delta-9 desaturase-like
Exons: 7
Coding region: 354-1508 (384 amino acids)
Biological process (GO): unsaturated fatty acid biosynthetic process
Cellular component (GO): endoplasmic reticulum membrane
Molecular function (GO): stearoyl-CoA 9-desaturase activity; iron ion binding
Source: RefSeq, a predicted model, not a curated record